AUGAUGGAUGACUCUCCUUUACCAUUUAAUACAACUAAAGCUUAUUAUGAAAUUAUUCCAGGAUCACAGACAAAAAUCAAAAGAAAUUGGUUAUCCUAUAGUCAUGAACAUAACUCUUUAUUUUGUUCAAUAUGUUUAGUAUACUGCUCUAAAUCAUCAGCUUUUACUAGCGAUAGUGGAUUUAGCAGAUGGAUUCAUGUUUAUGAGCGUAUUAAAGAUCACGAAGAGUCAAAAAACCAUAGAGAAGCGUCAAAAUGUUUCAUGGCUGAUCAAUGUGGUAAAAGUGUUGAUGAAUUAAUAGAAAGAGUGCAGUGGGUUCAGAGGGAAAAUGAAGUGAUGAAGAGAAGAAGAGUAGCUCAAAUAAUUAUUGAUAUUGUUAAAGUAAUUGGAAAACAAGGAUUACCUUUCAGAGGAUUCAGAUAUGAGUCUGCUUACGAUUUAAAAAAUAUAUCAGUAAAUCAUGGGAAUUUUUUGGAAAUAGUAUUAUUGAUAGCAAAGUCGAAUGUAGAAUUAAGUGAUCAUAUUACUAAGGCAAUAGUUGAAAGUGAAAAGAAGUUGAAAAGAGGUAAAUCUGGUAGAGGAAAUUUGUUUACUUUUUUAAGUCACAAGACUGUAACAAAUGUAAUUCAAACUAUUGGCGAAUUAUUGUUGUCUAAGAUAUCUAAAGAAGUUAAUGUGGCUAACAACUAUUCCAUUACAAUGGAUACAACUAUGGAUGUUUCAACUCAUGAUCAAUGUGUAAUUGUUUUGCGAUAUUUGAAAGAGAAUGUCGAAAAUGAAAAAUCUUCAGUAGAAAUUAAGGAAAGAGUUAUAGCUUUGAAAAAAGUAAUUUCCUCUUCAGGACAAGGCUUAUUUGAUUUAUUAGAUAAAUGUAUUGCAGACGCCUUUGAUGGAGCCGCUAAUAUGAAUGGAGAGUACAAUGGAGUCCAGGCAAAACUUAAAGAACUGCUUCCAAGGCACAUUCAUACAUGGUGCUAUGCUCACGUAUUGAAUCUUGUACUGCAACAAACAACUUCGAAAUCUUAUAAAAGGCUCAAUGUUUAUGAAUGUCAAAGUAAUUCUGGCCGUCAAUCACAUUUGAUAAAUAUAGGUGUAACUAGAUGGAGGUCUAAAAAUGAUGCCCUCAUAAAAAUAUUUGGUCGUAUUAGUAUGUGGACAAAUGAAGGCGAAAAUGAAGAAAGAAAAAAACUGACUUAUGUGUCAAUUGUUUUAGCACUUUAUGAAAUAUCUUUUUCUAAUAGUUUUGCAGCUGGUGUAAAAAUUACAGCACGAAGUUUACUAAAUCGACUCACGAGUUAUGAAACAACAUUAACAGCUAUGAUGUUUUUCCAAAUAUUUAAGUUCACUACUGCUCUGUCUGAUUAUUUACAAACAUCUAGUCUUGAUUAUAUACAGGCCUGGCGAAAAUUUAAUGCAGCUGCAAAAGAAUUUUCAAUAUUUACAUCCGAAGUUAUAUGGAAACACGAAACAGAAAUUGAUAUUGAGUUAGAAUUACCUCAAAAAAGAAGAAUAAACAUUCCACGACGUUUUGAAGAUAACCCCAACAUUGACCCGGAAAUUGGAGCUUAUCCAGAAAAAAUUUAUGAAAUAAAAACUUUUAGUGUCGUUAUGGAUACUACUAUUGCUUGUUUAGAGAACAGAUUUUCUGGUAGUAAUGAGUUGUAUGGUGAUUUUGAACUAUUUGACCCAAGGCGAUUUAUAAAUAUCAGACAAAAUGGAAUACAUUCACAUGGCUUAAACGAGAUUUGUGAACUAUUACCACAUAUUGAUAAGCAUGCAUUAAAAGAACAAUUACUGUCAUUUGCCGAAUUCUGGCCUAAAAUUUCAAAAACAAAUAUCAAUGACGUAGACGAUAUAUAUAAUCAAACAGUACAAGAUGAAUCGGACUUUGAAGAUUACAUGCAAAAUGAAAACAUUGAAGAAAAAUGUACAAAUAUAAGAAAAUGUAACUCGUGUUUAUUGUGCGUGACGAACAUAAUUUAUGAGUUUAAUAUGUAUUCUUUGGAAUAUAAAGAACUCUUCGACGUAUACAAAUUUUUGUUGACUAUUUCUUUAACUCAAACAACCUGUGAGAGGUCAUUCUCCAAACUGAAAUUGAUUAAGACGCGAUUGAGAAGCACAUUAAUUCAACCAAAUUUAGAAUCAAUAUUCAUCAUGAAUUGCGAACGUGAAUUAGUAGAUGAAAUAACUAAUGACGAAAUAAUAGAUUCCAUGUGUGAGAAAAGUUUAGAAAUGUUUAGAUUAUUAAAAAUUUGUAUUUAUUUGUUAAUUUUGUAG
Molecule: messenger RNA, 2277 nt
Organism: Daktulosphaira vitifoliae (grape phylloxera)
Lineage: Eukaryota; Metazoa; Arthropoda; Insecta; Hemiptera; Phylloxeridae
Exons: 5
Coding region: 1-2277 (758 amino acids)
Source: RefSeq, a predicted model, not a curated record